Messenger RNA from Penaeus chinensis, 1080 nucleotides. RefSeq lists its product as uncharacterized. The record is from RefSeq and is a predicted model, not a curated record. Gene Ontology annotation, molecular function: ligand-gated monoatomic ion channel activity. The transcript has 6 exons. The coding region runs from base 1 to 1080 and encodes 359 amino acids. NCBI's taxonomy places the organism in Eukaryota, Metazoa, Arthropoda, Malacostraca, Decapoda, Penaeidae. Gene Ontology annotation, cellular component: membrane.
AUGGUGGCGACGGAGAGGGCGGACUUCGCCGUGAGCGACAUCGGCAUCUCGACGCCCCGCGAGGAGGCCGUCGACUUCACGGAGCCCUUCAUCUACGACGCCUCGGAGCUGUUCACGCCCCUGGCCAAGCCCCUCCCGCGCUGGCUCGGCCCCAUCAGACCCUUCACAGCGGGAGUGUGGUUGGCUGUGGCAGCGGCGGUGGUCACUGCUGGGCCCUUCUUGACCUUAGUGGCCAGGCUGUGCGCGGGGUCAUCCAGCCAGAAGGUCAGGUGGUUUCAGAACAUCGAAAACGCGGUCAUGUUCACGUCUCAGCCGGUUUUCCAGCGAGGCAACCACAGAGACAUCCUGGAAGCCCCCGGACGCGUCUUCGUGGGCUUCUGGCUCCUCUUCUCCAUGAUCCUCGGCAUCACCUACUCCUCCUCCCUCAUCUCCUUCUUGGUCUCGCCGGGGCUCCAGGAACCCAUCCAAAACCUGGAGGAGCUGGUCACUUCGGAUAUCGACUGGGCGAGGGUCUACUACGGCGGGAUCCAGAGCACCAUCCUCGAGCAGGCGACCGACCCCGUUAUGGUGGCUCUGCGGGAGGGCGUCGACUGGCGCGAUUCGCUCGAGAACAUCCUGAAAGACGUGGCGAAGGGAACGACCGCCACGUGGGACAACAGCAUCACCACGAGGCUCCUGAUCGCCGUCAAGUUCACCGACAGGCGAGGGCGGCCGAAGAUACACAUGCCCGGGUUCAACGUGCACGUGGACCGGAUCGCGUGGCCGAUGCUGGAGCACGCGCCCUUCAAGCGGAGAUUCGAUCAACUAAUCGACCGGGUGGUGCAAGCGGGCCUGGUCGAGAAGUGGCUUCAGUCCUUACUCUUCGAGGAGCAGCGUUUGGUGCGGCAGCGUAGUGGAGGCGACGCGUCUGAGGAACAGCCUGAAGGAGGGGCGGACGCAGGCGCUGAGGGGGGGCCCGUGAUCCUCAGUCUGGAGCAUUUCCAGGGGCCCUUCUUCGUGUACAUCCUCGGCAACUUGGCUGGCGGGCUCGUCCUCGUCUUUGAGAUAGUUGUGAGGAAGAUCUUCGGGAGAGAAAAGUAG